UUUUUUUUUUUCUUCUUCUUCUUUAGUUGGACUUCUAGAACAUGGCAUCACCUAAUCACCCCGCUUUUCCCCUCUCCAACUUUUAUGAAGUUGCCCUGCAUCUUCUGCCUUAUCAACUUGCCAGUUACCGGGAUGCUAGGUCGCUUUAAUUGAUAAGAUAGGCCUCCGAAAACUUAUGAUGUCAUGAAUGACAUACGUAAUGCCCACGUCUCCGUAUAACAGAUAACAGUUAUCGUAGUAUUAUCGUGAAGUUGAUUUGACCGGCAUAAGAAGCUCGUGUUGCUGGGAAAUGUGAGAAUCGAAUAAAACUGACACAUCCUGAUGUAUUAAUAUUCAUGCAGGCUGCGAUAAUGAAUAUUCGGAUGGGUUGCGUAACAAUUAUCAAUCAAUAACUAAUAUUUCUCAGUGACGUUGACAUAAUACCAGGUACCUAACCUAAGGUUAGGUACUUAACGUCAAUUUGCCCCUCCGAAAAAGAAAAAGCGUCUUUAGCACCUACUGAUGAUGCACUUGACUUGACGUACUUUUAGGUCAACUGAAGGCGCUGAAUUAUACGAGGUUCCAGUUUUCCCCGCUUGUUCCCAGGCAGCCAGCUAGGCUACGGCAAGUACCUAACAAUACCUACAAGUGCCUUACUAGGUGCUAAACUCAUUUGUAAAGCAAUUUAUUUAUUCGAUUUACUUUUUAGCGCUUCUUCUUUGAUCAACAUGCUCGACCUUGACCUUGUUGACAUUGUAUUAUUUCUUCUAAUUUCAAUAGUAUUCAGUUCUCAGCUUCUAGGUAUUCAUACCACAGCUGCAGAUACCGCAGGUACUCCAAAUACACCUAACAUGCUUAAUCCAAGAGGAAGAAGACGUCCUUUAAUACCACUCUUGAAUCGUCACCAGCCGCCGCGUGAAGAGCCGGCAAUGUUCGCAACUUUCUACGAAGUUAAACCGCAAGAUAUCGUCGAGGUCAGAGAGAUCUUAUUGAAGACUAGAAACCUGCCUAUCGAACUCGUUGAUAUGAUUUUAGACCGCGCCGAGUAUUGGGUUUGUUCCUCUACAACUACUCAAGCUGUUUCCGGCGGGCCAGAUUGCAUUAAUAUCCACGGUGCUCGAGGAGGAGAAAGCCAAUUUCUGCUUCGCACUAAGCCGCUUGGGCUCACUAAAUGGUUACCUUCUAGCCAGGAUCUCUGGAGAGUAGAGGCUACUCCUAAGCAGCUCGAGAAGGAAUACCCCGAGUCUGAUCUACAACAACUUGCAGAGGGUCCUCUGCCUACGUUACAGCAUCCAUUUAGAAAGAUUGUGUUUGAAAUUGAGAGUUGCGACCAGGGUUACAGUAACCAUAGCGAACAUCAUGGAACUUAUCGUAGCUCUUUUACCUGGUUCGAGGCGGGAUUAGAGCGUUUCGAUAUGAACAAUCAAUGCCAGCCAGAUUGUCCAGACCAGAAAACCAAGGCCGAUUCAAGCGACUUAUAUAUCCCAACCUGCGCGAUACGUCCCAUUUGGCCCCGUGUGGUACAUGACCAACCAACCGGAGCUGGUAGUCCGCGGUACGAUCAUAGCUUGCUUGCUGAUAAAAGCCACGAGAUACAGCGAAAUAAGCACGCCGUGAGUCAAAUGCAACACCACCGCGUUGAGUGGUACUACAACGACAGCAUCAACCCGGAAUCUGCGGAGGCUAAAAGCCUAGACGAAAUUGGUCGGGGACCAGGUACGGGUAACGGUGAGUUUGUUAGGAAUUUGAAACUCGGCGACAUGAUUACUGUCUGGGGCCACGCGAGGUUUCCAGGAUGGAUGAACAGCGUCAAAAAGGUCGAGGUCAAGGUUUAUUGGACGAUAUAAUUAAUGCGUGCCUUUUUCGAAAUUGAGGUAGGGCAACAUUGGCGUUUAUGUUCCGCUUUCUUUAGAUAUCCCCUACGGUCCUUUCAUGCCUCACCUCAUCCCACCUAGGUAUUUAAUAAAAAUCGAAUGUUUGCUAUAUCGCGAAGC
This is a messenger RNA of Daldinia caldariorum, 1973 nucleotides long. RefSeq lists its product as uncharacterized. The record is from RefSeq and is a predicted model, not a curated record. Lineage: Eukaryota; Fungi; Ascomycota; Sordariomycetes; Xylariales; Hypoxylaceae. The transcript is spliced from 3 exons. The coding region runs from base 708 to 1826 and encodes 372 amino acids.